Molecule: messenger RNA, 273 nt
Organism: Anisakis simplex (herring worm)
Lineage: Eukaryota; Metazoa; Nematoda; Chromadorea; Rhabditida; Anisakidae
Source: the annotation of a GenBank genome assembly
UACAAAAAUGCUGAAACACCGGAAUUUGUGGGACGUGGUGUGGUUGCGUUGGCAUGCGAUGAGAAUGUGAUGAAGAAAAGCGGUCGUAUUCUUUUGACGUCUGAUUUGGGACAAGAAUACGGUUUUGUUGAUAUCGAUGGCAAUACACCAUCACAUAUACGCAGUAUCAGUGGUGCGCUAGAUCUGGCCGGAUGGAGUCGUCUAGCGAAAUUCGUACCAAAGUUUCUACGAUUUCCAUACUGGGCACUUCAUAUGUCCUCAAAUAAAUUCUAA